Messenger RNA from Microtus ochrogaster (prairie vole), 6351 nucleotides. RefSeq names its product clavesin 2 (gene Clvs2). Gene Ontology annotation, molecular function: phosphatidylinositol bisphosphate binding. The record is from RefSeq and is a predicted model, not a curated record. Gene Ontology annotation, biological process: lysosome organization. Lineage: Eukaryota; Metazoa; Chordata; Mammalia; Rodentia; Cricetidae. Gene Ontology annotation, cellular component: clathrin-coated vesicle; trans-Golgi network; endosome.
GUCCUCUUCCUCCUUCCUCUCCCGAAGGCGAAAAUGGAUGGGCCGGGCGAGGACCUGGGAAAGAAGUGGUCCUAGCUCAGCCGGUCCCCACCCUUCCUGCUGAUAGAGGCAGCGGGCUGUCCUUGGAUAAGGUGGUCCAGGCUGCUGCUUCCUGGCAAAUCCUCAGCCGGGUCACCGCCACGGGCUCUUUCUCUGCUUGCUCCAUCCCUCUGAGAAGAGUUGAUGCUGGCAUCACCCCCGCCGCCGCCACCACCACCUCCGCGGAAGCCAGUGCUGAUGGAUGCUGGGGAGUGCCGCAUUGCUUAGCGUCUCCGCCUCCGGGUUUGCUGGCACAUCCUUCAGCAGGGACCGCAGCAGCAUCACAGUGCUGGGGCUGAGAUGUGCGUGGGGGUUGUUUUCCUUACAUCGUACAAGACAAGAGAAGAAGACAGACUCAAGACCUGAAGCGCCAAUGCUAAGUGGAAUUAGGGGUUCUCUUUUUCUUUUAUUCCCCCCCCUUUCUUUUUAUUCGGAGAGAUAAAGGGCAAGAGGCAGGCUGGAAGGGCCUGCCCAGCGGCCCACUUCUAAUGGGAGGCGUUGUUUUUUAGGGAGACUGGGGUUAGAAGUUUAAGUACUCUCCAGAAAAGCUGUGUGUGUGUGUGUGUGUGUGUGUGUGUUGGGGGGGAAACAGGAGCAACAGGGUACUUGACUGAACACGAAGAGGAACCAUUUCCUGUACAGGAAAGGAAGCAGACAGCAGCUAGAACUGGGGGCUGGAGUGUGGUGUGGAGGUGGCAAAGGCCAGGUGCGUUGUUGGACACACAAGAAGAGCUUCAGAGAGGACAGCUUGGGACCAGGGGAACAAUGACUCAUUUGCAAGCUGGUCUCUCUCCUGAGACCCUGGAGAAAGCUCGCCUGGAACUCAAUGAGAACCCAGACACUCUGCACCAGGACAUCCAGGAGGUGAGGGACAUGGUCAUCACUAGGCCAGACAUUGGCUUUCUGCGCACGGAUGACGCUUUCAUCUUACGCUUCUUGCGGGCCAGGAAGUUUCAUCACUUCGAGGCUUUCCGCCUUUUGGCCCAGUACUUUGAGUAUCGGCAGCAGAACCUGGAUAUGUUCAAAAGCUUCAAGGCUACUGACCCUGGCAUCAAGCAGGCACUGAAGGAUGGCUUUCCUGGAGGCCUGGCCAAUCUGGACCACUAUGGGAGGAAAAUUCUAGUCCUGUUUGCUGCUAACUGGGACCAGAGCAGGUACACACUGGUGGAUAUUUUGCGUGCCAUCUUACUUUCUUUAGAAGCCAUGAUUGAAGAUCCCGAGCUGCAAGUAAAUGGAUUUGUUUUGAUCAUAGACUGGAGUAACUUUACCUUCAAGCAAGCCUCCAAGCUCACACCAAGCAUGCUGCGACUUGCCAUUGAAGGCCUUCAGGACAGCUUCCCCGCAAGAUUUGGAGGAAUUCAUUUUGUCAACCAACCUUGGUAUAUCCAUGCCCUGUACACUGUGAUCCGGCCUUUCCUGAAGGAGAAGACUCGGAAAAGGAUAUUCUUGCACGGUAACAACCUAAACAGUCUACACCAACUAAUCCAUCCUGAGAUCCUGCCUUCUGAGUUUGGAGGGAUGUUGCCCCCAUAUGACAUGGGGACGUGGGCCAGAACCCUGCUAGACCAUGAGUACGAUGAUGACAGCGAGUACAACGUGGACUCCUAUAGCAUGCCUGUGAAGGAAGUAGAAAAGGAGCUCUCUCCCAAAUCCAUGAAGAGAUCGCAAUCGGUGGUGGAUCCCACAGCCCUGAAGCGCAUGGAUAAAAACGAAGAAGAAAACAGGCAGCCUUUACUUUCUCUGGACUAAGAACUGCUCCACUUCUACGCCACGGAUUAGAAAUGGGAGGUAUUGGCUUUCAACCAACAGGGACAGCACUGUGGCAUCUUUCUGCUGGAAAACCUUAUUCAUGUUAAUGUAGCAUAAUGCAUAAGGCAUUUGGCUUCCACAUUUGCCUAAACCAUGGGUGCCCCGGGCUAGAUUUUAAAAAGUCAAUAAUUUAUUCUGUAAGUGCCAAGUUCUUUGUAAAUACAAUAUAGUCGUCACAUCAAGUUUGUAAAUUUUGGUAGUAAAGUAAUUUGAGAAAGAUUGACUCACAAGUUUGAGCCAGUGAAAUGGACUAUAAAAAGAAGCAUAAAGACACAUACACUAUGAAAUUUAAUUAAAUGUAUCCCUGUUUCCUAUGAAGCCAUAUUUCUGCUAUCAUAGUGAAUUGUUUCAUCGUCUUUCUCUGAAACACUGUCAAUAUUUAAACAUACUUUGGGCACAGCAAACAAUUAUUCCAGGAAAUUGUUAUGAUUAAUGUUUUCUUGUUUAGUGGUUUUCUUUUCAGAGGAAGUAUUAUACGACCAUCCCUGACUGCAUUCUGAAGUAGUGGAUGAGGAGCUGGUGAAUGAAAAACCUAGAUGUUUCUCUGUUGUUUGAUUCACAGAGUCUUGUAGGAAAAAGCUUUUCCCCACUCAAGACACAGCAUUCUGAUAGAGAAUGGAUAUUUGUCUAAACUGUUGCUUUCACAAUGUCCUCUUUACUUAAGAGUCCCAUUGUAAUCCUUGUCUGGUGUACUUUAGAAUAUUUUCAUCCAAAAUUUGACUAGGAAAAGAUGAACUGGUUCCUGAAUAAUUUCAACAUUCAGCGUUGAACAUAAAGUUUAUCCCUUACAAAUAGGGGCCUAAUUUCAAAUCAUUGUGUACUUGUUAAAAAUAUCAAUAUUCACAUAACAUAUAUUUUCACUGAGUUUCAAUAAAUUCUUGAUAUGAUAGGCAUUGAGAUAUCAUGGAAAAUGACUUUCAGUGAAGUAAAGAAAAAGGAAAAUAUGAGACAGACCUCAGGAUACCUAUUCAAAGGAUUUCAUAUGUCAGAAAACAAAAUCUGGACUAUGUGGCACCUUAAUGAGUGUGUUUUGCCCCUUUAAAGACACAAUGAAUCUCCAUAUAGGAUAGAUAGUAGGCAAUAAAAAGCAAAAGAGGUUUAUUGUUUUAAAAAAAUUAAGUUAGCAUGUUCUUUUAUGCUCCCAUUUUUUUUUGAGAAAAGAUUAAACGUACAUGAUAUUUGACAGAUACUUUGAGAGUAUUGGAGGGCAUCUAAGACAGUAUACAGCAGUUUAAGUCUAGACUCAAAUUUGUGUAUGAUUUAAAAUUUUAUUUCAUAAAUUAUAUAAUUAUAGCCUAUGUUAAACAUCUUAAUUUAAAUUUCAAAUUCCUGUGUAAAAAGGCAAGAUUGUUAUCACUUUCCUGGCAUGGUGAAUUUUGAGAUUGAGAAUUCACCAUUUUUAUUUUAAAAAAAAUUAUGUUCAAGAACUUUUGGAAACUGGUACAAAUAAAGUCAUAUAAGAGCCUUGAUACACACAUAUGCCAACAUUUCAAAAAUCCAGUUAAAAUCAUGCUGCUCAAAAUCUCAAAGUUGAAUCAACACACCAGUCUGAAGCAACAUGGGUUGUCUAAUGAUUAUAAAAUUGUAAAGAUUAUGAGUUUUUGAAAUACACUUUAAAGAUAUUUUAAGAAUGGCAACCUUCAGUUGAAUUUAAAAUAAUAGUGGCAAUCUGGGUAUUCUGUCUAUCCUUGUAGCCGAGACUGAAAUGAAAUGGGAAUUAAAUGUCAGGGAAAUUCUACUAGGUAAUAACGAUGCACCAAUAAUUGAUGUGUGUUUUUCCUUGUCUACCUGACAUAUAUUCUAUAAUCCUGGACUUUUCUCGUGUUAUAAACACGCAUCAGGCAGAAGUCAUUGAAAUAAAAGAAGAAGAAUGUAUGCAUAGACUGUCAAUAUCAUUCUCUUGACACUCACUGUUUGUUGACAGUUUUCAGAGUUCUACCAGCUUCAGAUGUCAUCCAGCAUGGCCAGCAUCCUUCUCCAACUGUAAAGUUACUGUCACAUAAAAAUAACUAGGAUCAUCCACACUCUCUCCCAAUCCAUAUUUGGAAAACUCUCAUUGGCAUUGCCAAGCGUCUGCUCCUCUUUAAAUGAGCAACUGAAAGUUGGCUAGAUGGUGUGCAAUAUUUUAAAAAAAUGAAUGAACAAAUUAAAACAAUGAUGUCUUUUGAUUUUCUAGCAAUGGUUUUGAAGCUGCUUAGUCAAGGGAUAUUUAUUCAAAUUCAUAAAUUUUCCCCUCAGCAUCAGCUAAAGCACGAUUUAGGUAACUUUUCCCUAUUGUAAUGUUUCACAUCAUGUAGCAGUGUUUAUGGUACAUUAUCUAGUAUAUAAGCAUGCCAGUGUUCUUUCACACUAGAUGGUUCUAAUGGCUGCUCCUCUUUCCUUUGAGUCGUAUAUUCUGCCAUUUAAAUGGUCUCAUUACCUUGACAUUUAUGAACUUUUACGAGAUACCACAUCAAUUUGGAAUAGUUCACUGCUUUUUUAAAAAUGGUGCUGGGCAUGGAACCCAGACCUGAGCAUGCAGGCAGGUGCUCUACCUUUGAGCUCUAUGUCAACUUUCCAUUUUUUAAUAUUUUUUUCACUGUGUCUGUCAAAUAUUUUCUUUCUUUCAGUUGUUUCAAGAUUGACUGCUUCCGAAACUGGUUUAAAAAUAAAGAACUCUUCUUCUCAUGUUCUCAGCAACAUAGUUUGUUGGCUACUAUAUAAGAUAAUAUGACAACAUGUACUCUAAAGAAUAUGAAGAAGUGCCUCUUUAAAAGUAGAACAAAACAUCGGUAACAACUUAGUUUAUUUGCACACUCUUCUAACAAAACCAACAUAUUCUUCAGUAUCAUAAGGGUAACAUGUAGAUAUUUUUGAAGACGAAUAUCUAAGGGUGUUGCUUAACAAUGUUCAUACAGUAUUUGUUGUGCAAGAUCAAUGUAGUAACUUCAUUCCAAAUGCGAUUUAACAUAGAGUACUAUGUUAAAACAGGAUAAAGGCAUUAAGUAGAGUUUUUCAAGCAAGGUGUUGACAUGGGCAUGCAUGAUAUAAUUUCGGCAAUAGUUUGCAUUUGUGUAGGCAGGAGCAUUCCAUAAGCCAUUUCAUAGAAAAUGCUUAUUUACACUAUUAAAAUUUCCAUAUCCCUAAGAAAGAAAAACAUGUAAGAUGUCCUCUUUAGUAUAUGUCUACAGGUCACAUAGUUAAACCAAGCAUUUAAGGUUUCUGCAGCAUUCUUAAGGGAACAGAAUGGACUGUAUAGUACUAUGAAAAGGAGAAUCAUUUUAGGCCUCACGUUAGAAGGAAACCUUUACAGACAUGGCAGGCUGUUUCUAUUUCUACACAGAAAUUCAAGUUUAUAGCCAGACCUGUGGUUGAUCCUUUAAGGACAUUUUAUUAAGGAAAUCUGAUGAGAGACUUAAUACUUCUGAUGCUUUGUUAAAACUGCCUGGUUGGGUUAGUUCAUAUUAUUCCUUUGCUUCUGUCAUUCACUGCAUAUUUAUUAAUGAUUCCUUAAAAUGUUACCCUGAGCCAUGAUGGCAUUCCAGAAAGAUUCUCAACAUACACAGUAAAGUGACCCAAGUCCCAGCAUGUGGUAUUUCAGCUUUUAGGUGACAUCAGUAGGCCACAGGCAGAUAUUCCAGGUUAGACCUGCUGUGUGCACAGAUAGGCAGAAAUAGCUGUGUGCUCAUCAAACCUUUGAGGCUGCCACUGGGUACACAUGUUUUCUUGUUUUUAAUUGAGAAAAUAGCUUUCUGUAUGUUACUAUAGUGAUUGGUUACUGUCUAGCAUUUGAAGCUGCCACUGAAAGAGGCACAUAUCGGGGAAAAGUGGACUUUUCUUGUUUUCAAUUGAGAAAAAAUGAGCGUCCUCUAGACUACUGUAAUGGUUGAUCACUGCUUAGCACUUUAGAUUGGGAAAACAGAAAUACAAACAGGUCUGAAAUAUGAAAUUAUUAACUCACUGCCUUUGAAGUCUGAAGAAGAGCUUUCAUAAUUCAAGAUUUUAGCUUAUAAAAAAACUAGAGGUUAGUUAGUGCCACACAUAAUGCUCUGAAGCUUGUUAUUUGAGAAAUAUGGAAAUAAAUCCACCAAAACUGUAGGAAAAUCAUAAAACUGUGUUUUUUUGUGGUGAAAUGCUCAAAUUGGACCUUUUUUGUUUAGAGGAGUACAACGUUAUUGUAAAAAUGAAGAUCAUUUAGAAACCAAAUAGUUGUGGCCAUGAUAACUGCACUUUACGGCAAGAGGUGGGAAGUGUUGACAGUGUUGGUGUUUGUCAGGGUUUGACAUAGUUUCAGAUCACCAUGCAAAUAUUUCCGCCCUUUCUGUUAUCAGAAUUUCUGAUUAUGUAAACAUUAUUUUUUUGUGAAUAUAUUGGACCUACAGAAGACAUAAUGAAAUUUUAACAUGUGUAGCAUGGACAAGUCCCAACCUAUUUUGAAAAGUCCCAAUGAUCUAUACAUAAAUGAUUUGCAUAUCACAGGUUCAA